Coffea arabica (coffee) is the source of this 1581-nucleotide messenger RNA. RefSeq names its product protein STRICTOSIDINE SYNTHASE-LIKE 10. The record is from RefSeq and is a predicted model, not a curated record. Lineage: Eukaryota; Viridiplantae; Streptophyta; Magnoliopsida; Gentianales; Rubiaceae. Gene Ontology annotation, molecular function: hydrolase activity. Gene Ontology annotation, cellular component: endomembrane system.
AAAUUUUUUUUGGGUGAAAAAGUUAGGUGGACGACGUGCCGUCAAGUAGCCACUGAACUGCUACUUCGAGCUUCACAGUCACUUUCUUGAAGUUGUCUUCUAAGGAAGCCAUGGCAAUGAAUCCAAAGCUCCUCUUGACUGCUACAGCACUUGCAGUUCUCUCAGUCAUCUGGGCCUUCGGCACAACCAGUAAUAUGUUAAGACCACCAGCGAUAGAGGGCUCCCGUGAUUUGCUGCAUAAAGCAGACACAGUUAAUCUAACAGGUGCAGUUGGGCCAGAAAGUCUUGCUUUUGACCCCAAUGGAGAAGGUCCCUACACUGGUGUGGCUGAUGGUCGGAUUCUCAAGUGGCAAGGCCAUCAACUUGGCUGGGUUGAUUUUGCAGUCACCUCCUCUCAAAGGAAGGAGUGUUUUCAUCCAUUUGCGCCGGAUAUGGAGCAUAUAUGUGGGAGGCCUUUAGGACUUCGGUUUGAUCGGAAGAAUGGGGAUCUAUAUAUUGCUGAUGCCUAUUUGGGCCUCCAAGUGGUAGGGCCAACUGGAGGCUUAGCUACUCCAAUGGUGACAGAGGUUGAAGGUGCUGUUCUACGCUUCACCAAUGACAUGGACAUUGACGAGCAUGAAGAUGUCAUUUACUUCACAGACACAAGCACAGUAUUCCAGCGAAGGCAAUUUAUAUCGUCAGUCUUGAGCGCAGACAGGACAGGAAGACUGAUGAAAUAUGAUAAAUCCACCAAAGAAGUAAAUAUUUUGCUUCGGGGACUUGCUUUUGCUAAUGGUGUGUCUCUAAGCAAAGAUCAGUCCUUUGUGCUUGUGGCUGAAUCCACUACUUGUAGAAUAGUGAGAUUCUGGCUUCGAGGGCCUAAUGCAGGAAAACAUGAUACUUUUACUGAGCUACCAGGAUUUCCAGACAAUAUUAGAAGGAAUUCGAAAGGAGAGUUUUGGGUGGCUUUGCAUGCAAAGACUGGACUUCUCAUAAAGUGGGUCAUUGCCAAUUCUUGGUCUGGGAAGACUUUGUUAAAGCUUCCCUUAAGCUUCAAGCAACUGCACCAUUUUUUAGUAGGAGGGCAGGCUCACGCAACAGCAAUAAAGCUUAGUGAGGAGGGUGAAGUUUUGGAAGUCUUGGAAGAUCUUGAUGGGAAGACCCUGAGGUUUAUCAGCGAAGUUGAGGAGAGAAAUGGGAAGUUGUGGAUUGGAUCUGUUUUGAUGCCUUUUAUUGGAAUCUACAAUUUGGACUAAGGAAACAACGGGUUCAUUGCCUUGCACUAAAAUCCCAGAAUACGAUGGACAUUCUCCUGUUUUUCAUAUUCCUUUGGGGCUUAGAAUGCCCCGGGGGCCAGACCUGCACUGCCUAUUGUAGUAAAUCUCAUUAAGUACAUGUUGGAGUAUUUUGAUAAAAUAGUUAAAUUCUCAGUUAAAGGUGUAAGUUACAAUGAAAAUAAAUUGGUGAUAUUUUCUGCAAUGUAUAGGUGUUUGAGUGGUUUUGACUAAAGACUUAUUAUAUGAAAUUAUGGCUUCAUAUAAUAAGUUUUUAUAACUUACAAUACAAAUUUGAAUGUGUUUUGAAUGGCCAAUAAUUUCAGCA